Molecule: messenger RNA, 882 nt
Organism: Fraxinus pennsylvanica
Lineage: Eukaryota; Viridiplantae; Streptophyta; Magnoliopsida; Lamiales; Oleaceae
Source: the annotation of a GenBank genome assembly
AUGAAGCAGACACCAACAACCGAUCAAGGCGUGCGCAGCAGAAAGAAAACGUCAUCCGAACAAAAAAAGUUCAUUGGAGUUCGCCAAAGGCCAUCGGGAAGAUGGGUGGCUGAGAUCAAAGACUCCCUACAAAAGGUAAGACUGUGGCUCGGGACUUUUGACACGGCCGAAGAUGCAGCACGAGCCUAUGAUAAUGCAGCGCGUCAGCUCAGAGGAGCAAACGCCCGCACCAACUUUGAAUUGUCUCAGGCUGAAUCUGAUUCUAUCCUGUUUGAGAAUAUGGAGUCAUUUUCCUUCGAUGCAAUGUGCAAGACAGAAGAGCCUGAGGGGCUUAUUGGUGCACUCAAGGCCAAGCUAUCUAAUGAAAAGAGCAACUCUUCAUCUAACAUGAAAUUGAACUUUCUUGGAGCUUUGAAUUCGUAUCCAAAUAACGCGAAAAGUAGUCGACAAUCUUUAGAAGCCACUCGGGUUUCCAAUCCAACUCAAAACAUCACUAAUUUGAUGCCAAAUGACCAUGAUUCUAUUAAAGUGCAGCUUCAUGACAGCAAUAAUCUUGUUGCCAUGACUUCGAACGAGCUCGACAUACCUUGGGCAUCACAGAAGAGUCGAGUACAUGACGAGUCGAGCUUGACUGUCAUCAAUACUGCCUGGCCACUAGUUCAUGCAUCUCAAGCUGCUUUGGACUUGUCUUACCCAAGUAAUUCCAAUGGUGAAUUGCUUACAAACGAUAUGGAUAUGAAUAUGGUACAAGUGAACGGAUCCACACCUUGUGUUUCUACGUUAGACUCACAACAUAUACAGUAUGAAAACAACAAUUGGUUUAAUGAAGCUAAUGUUGUCUGGGACCCUAACAACCUAUUUGUACCUUCGGUUGUUAUAUGA